Molecule: messenger RNA, 1292 nt
Organism: Cavia porcellus (domestic guinea pig)
Lineage: Eukaryota; Metazoa; Chordata; Mammalia; Rodentia; Caviidae
Gene: Rab3a
Product: RAB3A, member RAS oncogene family
Exons: 5
Coding region: 197-859 (220 amino acids)
Biological process (GO): maintenance of presynaptic active zone structure; calcium-ion regulated exocytosis; axonogenesis
Cellular component (GO): synaptic vesicle membrane; axon; endosome
Molecular function (GO): GTP binding; myosin V binding; GTPase activity
Source: RefSeq, a predicted model, not a curated record
UCUGCGUCACGCCGCGUCUGCAGGUGCGGCCCCGCCCCGCUCUUUGCAGGACGUCACCGGGGACUGCAGGGGCCAAGCUAUCGCUGCACCGCUGUCGCUGCUGUCGCGCAGCUCCACGCCAACUCCGGGCUCCCGUCGCCGCCACCGCCCGAGAAGUCUCCACCGCUUGGUCGCUGCCACCUGGGUGCAGGACGAGAUGGCAUCUGCCACAGACUCUCGCUAUGGGCAGAAGGAGUCUUCGGACCAGAACUUCGACUACAUGUUCAAAAUCCUGAUCAUCGGCAACAGCAGCGUGGGGAAGACAUCCUUCCUCUUCCGCUACGCUGAUGAUUCCUUCACACCGGCUUUUGUCAGCACCGUGGGCAUCGACUUCAAGGUCAAGACCAUCUACCGCAAUGACAAGAGGAUCAAGCUGCAGAUCUGGGACACGGCAGGACAGGAGCGGUACCGCACCAUCACCACAGCCUACUACCGUGGUGCUAUGGGCUUCAUUCUCAUGUACGAUAUCACCAACGAGGAGUCCUUCAAUGCCGUGCAGGACUGGUCCACGCAGAUCAAGACCUACUCAUGGGACAACGCCCAAGUGCUGCUGGUGGGUAACAAGUGUGACAUGGAAGACGAGCGUGUGGUGUCAUCGGAACGUGGCCGGCAGCUGGCUGACCACCUUGGAUUCGAGUUCUUUGAGGCCAGUGCCAAGGACAACAUUAACGUAAAGCAGACCUUCGAGCGUCUGGUGGACGUCAUCUGCGAGAAGAUGUCUGAGUCCCUGGACACGGCAGACCCCGCAGUCACGGGCGCCAAGCAAGGUCCGCAGCUCAGCGAACAGCAGGCGCCCCCGCACCAGGACUGCGCCUGCUGAGGGCCCCACCCCUGCCAGGCCCCACCCCUGGGCAAUGGCCCCGCCCCUGCCGUCCUGUAUUUAUUAUCGUAGUUAUUUAUUUAUUUAUUGACAACAUCCCGCUUCCCACUCUCCGCCGCCCUCCUCCCCGGUUGGUUUUUCUAAUCUACCAUCACAGUCCUUGGUUGCAAAGCAGAGGCCAGGUGACACCUGGAACUGGCCGGUUGGGUGACAGGAGGUAUCCUCCAGCCCGCCCUGAGAUCCUGCUCCGAAUACCCUUCGGACCAUGGGGUCAGCGUCUGGUGAGGCUCCCUCAGUCUCAGCUUCCUGAGUGGGUGGGGGGCUGCUGGGCCCCCAGCCCUGUUCUGACGUCGUGAGUGUCCAACGUGCACCCCGGCCCCCUAGGAAAUGUCACACCACCACCACCACAUUCCAAUAAAGCGAAUGGACAAUG